CCGGGCCGCGAGGGAGGGACGAGAACUUUCGGCGGCCGCGGGCGGACUGUGCCUCAGCCCCCGGAGCCGGCAGCGCCCCGCGAGCAGCGGCGACACCGCGGCCAUGACCCACUUCAACAAGGGGCCUUCCUACGGGCUCUCUGCCGAGGUCAAGAACAAGAUUGCCCUGAAGUAUGACCCUCAGAUAGAAGAAGAUCUGCGGAACUGGAUAGAAGAGGUGACUGGGCUGAGCAUUGGUGCAAACUUUCAACUGGGAUUAAAAGAUGGCAUCAUCUUAUGCGAGCUUAUAAAUAAGCUGCAGCCAGGAUCAGUGAAGAAAAUUAAUCAAUCAAAACUAAAUUGGCACCAGCUGGAGAACAUUGGGAAUUUUAUCAAAGCCAUCCAAGUCUACGGCAUGAAGCCACAUGAUAUUUUUGAAGCAAAUGAUCUUUUUGAAAAUGGAAAUAUGACUCAAGUACAGACUACUUUGGUGGCACUAGCAGGUUUGGCAAAAACUAAAGGUUUUCAUACUACAAUUGAUAUUGGUGUCAAAUAUGCAGAGAAACAAGCACGAAGUUUUGAUGCAGGAAAACUAAAGGCUGGGCAGAGUGUAAUUGGCCUGCAGAUGGGCACGAACAAGUGUGCCAGCCAGGCAGGCAUGACUGCUUAUGGAACUAGAAGACACCUCUAUGAUCCAAAAAUGCAAACUGAUAAGCCCUUUGACCAGACAACAAUUAGCCUACAGAUGGGCACUAACAAAGGAGCCAGUCAGGCUGGUAUGCUGGCGCCAGGUACCAGGAGAGACAUCUACGAUCAGAAGCACAUAUUGCAACCUGUGGAUAAUGCAACCAUUUCAUUACAAAUGGGUACCAACAAAGUGGCUUCACAGAAGGGAAUGAGUGUGUAUGGGCUUGGACGGCAAGUGUAUGACCCCAAGUACUGUGCUGCACCAACAGAGCCCGUCAUUCAUAACGGCAGCCAAGGAACAGGAACGAACGGGUCAGAAAUCAGCGAUAGCGAUUAUCAGGCAGAAUACCCAGAUGACUAUCACGGAGAGUACCAGGAUGACUAUCAAAGAGAUUACCAUGGUCAGUACAGCGACCAGGGCAUUGAUUAUUAGCUUGGCAUCAGAAGUUCAGUAUUAGUCCUUUAUUUUAUUCAGUAAGAACGAAACUAGCCUUGUGGAAUUGUUACCUGUCUUUUCCUACACACUAUACUUUAAUGUACCUGAAGAAAUACUGCCUUACAUACAUUCCUGUUUCCUUUCUCUGCCCUUUCCCUGUCUAGUUGCCUUUAGUGCUGUAACAGUUAUAGGCUACAGCAUAAACAGUAACUGCAUAUGAAGUAAAAGGAAUACUGUGAAAGGGGGAGUGCUCUUGUACAGCCAGGUUGUCUAAUAAGGAGCUAUGCAUUUUUACAAUCUCUACUCAAACAGGUAUUUACCUACCACAAUAAGCCUUCAUUUGACAUAUUUACAGCUUUUCUAUUUUCCAGAUGAGAGAAAAGAAUUCCAUGCUUAGAGUUAAAUGUGGUCUUUGCCAAUUAAAUCUAAGACAUCACAUUAGUGAUUUUAAUAUCAUUACUAUGUUUCUUAGGUAUUGUUUGCUAAUGGUAAGUCCUGCAUUAGACAUAAGCGUGCAUUUGUGAUUGUGUAUUCAUUCCAUUAUCAACACUGACCAAACUUAGAAAUAGUUGUCUUACUAAAAAGGGAGCUUGUACAAAGUCUUGAGCCAACAAAAGUCCCAUGAUUGAUGGUGCACUUACCUUUUAUUGUGCCAUAAUAUAUCCAUGUAGAAAUGCUUUUUCUUCCUUGAACUGUAUUUAUUGCCACACUUCUCAAACUGAUUCCAGUGUAUUUUUAUAAAUAAAUAUUUUUUUCUUAAAGGUA
Messenger RNA from Pezoporus flaviventris, 1867 nucleotides. RefSeq names its product calponin 3 (gene CNN3). The record is from RefSeq and is a predicted model, not a curated record. The coding region runs from base 104 to 1099 and encodes 331 amino acids. The transcript has 7 exons. NCBI's taxonomy places the organism in Eukaryota, Metazoa, Chordata, Aves, Psittaciformes, Psittacidae. Gene Ontology annotation, molecular function: actin binding. Gene Ontology annotation, biological process: actomyosin structure organization.